Mercenaria mercenaria is the source of this 5633-nucleotide messenger RNA. RefSeq names its product multidrug resistance-associated protein 1-like. Gene Ontology annotation, cellular component: membrane. The transcript is spliced from 32 exons. NCBI's taxonomy places the organism in Eukaryota, Metazoa, Mollusca, Bivalvia, Venerida, Veneridae. Gene Ontology annotation, biological process: transmembrane transport. Bases 156 to 4778 code for a protein of 1540 amino acids. Gene Ontology annotation, molecular function: ATP binding; ATP hydrolysis activity; ABC-type transporter activity. The record is from RefSeq and is a predicted model, not a curated record.
CAGUACAUUCCUCAGCGUUUCCGUUGCAACAGCAUCAUCAGGAUCGUUUUAUGACUGAGGAUAAUGGAUAACUAAUGAAUUUAACUGGAUUCUGAAGAAUUUAUACGAUCCGGAUCGGACAAUAUCUUGCAUAAAGGCACAAAGUAAAGGGAACAAUGUUCGAAAGUAUCUGCAAAGACUAUUCUUUUUGGGAUUCUGAAAAAGUGCUUCAAGCUACCCCAGAAUUCAGUCCAUGUUUCGAAGACACGGUGUUGGUAUGGAUUCCAUACGGAUACCUGUGGUUAACGCUUGUACCAUAUCUCCUCUAUCUGUCUAGGAGGGACCAGGAUCCACCUCUUCCUUGGACAGCAUUUAUGAUAACAAAAACGAUUUUGACAGUGUUUUUGUUCGCUUUGACACUGACAGAUGCGUUGCUGACGAAAGAAAAUGGAUACAGGUGCUCAAAUGGCGGUGACGUGCCACCAUCCGUAUACAUAGCGGAUGGAAUCAAAGCUGGAACAUUUCUUUUGAUUUUGAUACUGGAACAAUACAUGCGAGUUCUUGGAGUAAAAUCAUCUGGCGUCCCGUUUGUUUUCUGGUUGCUGAUAACUGUAGCAAAUCUGGUUCCAUUGUAUUCAGUAUCAGCUUCGGGGGUCUGGUGUUCUACAAGUACUCUGCUGUGUAUACAAUUUGGGUUCAUGUGUAUCCAAUUGUUUCUACGAUGUUUUGCUGACCAGUACAAAAACAGGGGAUAUCACGGACUUGACCCAGAUCCCUGUCCAGAGGAGAAUGCAUCAGUUUUGAACAAGAUAACCUUUUCAUGGAUUACUUCACUUGUGAUAAAAGCGUAUAAACAAACAUUAACAAGUAAAGAUUUAUGGACGCAAACUAGAAGACUUCAAAGUAAAAGAGUUGUUGGCCAUUUUCUAAGAAAUUGGAAAUUAAUAAAAAAUAAAAUGAAAGAACGAAAAAUUUCUAGAGCCAAGGAACAGUCGCAUACAUACAGCAGAUACAGCAAAGAUGACUAUCAGUCAGAACGGACACCGUUGCUAGGCAACGGGUAUGGUGAAGAACACGGUGCAAAUAAUGUUUCAUUUGGCACUUUACAUGCGGAUACCGACAUACAGGAGGGUCCUUCUAUAUUUAAAGUUGUGAUAAAAUCGUUCGGUUGGCUUUGGAUUGAAGCCUGUGGUUAUAAAAUAAUUGGGGAUGCAGUGAAUCUAUUGCAGCCUGUCAUUUUAAGAUACAUCAUCGACGUAAUAGAGAGGAAAGAUGACGCCAACGCUUACCCAGCAUGGAUCGGUUUUUCUUACGCCGUGGCUCUGUUCGUAACAAGUAUGAUCAAGUCCCUGGUUUGGCAGACUUGCCUACACAAUAUGAUAGGUCUUGGACUUACAAUUAAAACGGCACUCAUAGGCGCAGUUUAUCGAAAGGCAUUAACUCUUUCAAACUCAGCGAAGAAGACCUCGACUGUUGGAGAAAUUGUCAACCUGAUGUCUGUAGACUGUCAAAGAAUACAAGAUGCAUUCACUUUUUCGCAUCAUAUUAUUUCUUUACCUUUCGUUACUAUAGUUGCUAUGGUACAGUUAUGGAUGUUAAUGGGUGUGGCCAUGUUUGGUGGACUUGCAGUAGUCCUGGUAGCAAUUAUAGUGAACGGAGUUCUCGGGAGAAUGCAACAACGUCUUCAAAUACAAAUACUUCGUAACAAGAGUAAACGAGUCAAGAUUUUAAAUGAAGUCAUUAACGGAAUCAAGGUCUUGAAGAUGUACACUUGGGAGAUUCCAUUUCAAAAGAAAGUGUCUGCAAUCCGUAAGGAAGAAAUAUCUAGACUGUGGAAAUAUGCGAUGCUGACAGCUGUUGCAAUACUAUUUUCAAUCCAUAGUCCUUUUAUGGUGAACUACAUGCUGGUCCUAGUUUACACCUUGAUAAAGUCCGUACAUUAUCUUGACGCUCAAACGGCUUUUGUUGCUCUGUCACUUGUCAACAUCUUGCGAGGCCCGAUAACUCUUACUCCCUUCAUAAUCAACGGUGUUAUACAAGGGUAUGUAUCAUUGUGCAGAAUACAGGCAUUUUUAUGGAAGGAUGAUAUAAACGAAGAUAAUGUAGCAGUAAAAGAGUCUGGAGAGUAUAUGAUCAACAUUGAAAAUGGAAGUUUUACUUGGGACCGAAACGAUCCAAAAACAACUCUAAAUGGCAUUGAUCUAAAACUUCGUGAGGGACAAAUAUAUGCUGUUGUUGGUCAAGUGGGCUGUGGAAAGUCAUCUUUGAUCUCUGCAAUUCUUGGAGAAAUAGAAAAACUGGAAGGAACUGUUAACCUACGGGGUAAAAUAGCAUAUGUUCCACAAGAAGCCUGGAUACAGAAUAUGACUGUUAGGGACAAUAUUAUCUUUGGAAAUGAGUGGAAUCUAGAAAGAUAUAACAAAGUACUAACUGGAUGUGCAAUGGUUCCUGAUUUGGAAAUGCUGUCUGGUGGCGAUAUGACAGAAAUUGGCGAAAAGGGUAUAAACAUCAGCGGUGGACAAAAACAGAGAGUAAGUCUGGCUAGAGCAGUAUAUUCUGACGCAGACAUUUAUCUUCUCGAUGAUCCACUUAGCGCUGUCGAUUCUCAUGUUGGUAAACAUCUCUUCAAAAAUGUAAUUGGACCACAAGGGCUUCUUAAACGAAAGACACGUAUUCUAGUGACACAUGGAAUCCAUUGGUUACCAAUGGUGGAUAAAAUAUUAGUAAUAACAGACGGAAAGAUAUCAGAGACAGGGACUUAUGAAGAGCUUAUAUCAAGAGAUGGUCCCUUUGCAAAUCUAGUACAGACGUAUCUCGAAAACAACGAGUCAGAUGCAGAUGAUACCGAAGUACAUACAGCAAACGGUGUUCCUGACGACAUUGCUAUGAGUAAAUCUUCAACUAGAAGACGAAGACAUAAGUCCAGUGAGCGCGAAAAAUCAUUUGGAAUGUCUUUCACAAAAGAGCACAGUUCAAACAAAGAUAUGAAACGUAAUGAUCAGCUAAUGAGUCGCCUUGUACAGGAAGAGCAGUCACAGAAAGGGGCGGUAAAAUUUGCAGUGUUUCAAAAGUAUGCAAAAUUCAUGGGGUAUAUCGCUCUGUUGUUUGUAAUGCUGUUCAUGGUUGCUUUUCAAUCAUUGAAUGUAUUCUCAAACUACUGGUUGACAUAUUGGACUGAGGAUGAACUAAUGAAGAAUACAUCGCUAGGUUAUACAUCAGACUAUGAGGAGAAAUAUGUGUAUUAUUUGGUGUGUUACACUAUUAUAGGUGUAAUUCAAGGUGGUGCCAUUUUUGCUUUUGGAGCUCUUGCUUUAACAAGAAUGGUAAGGGCCUCUGGGAUUCUGCACAACUCAAUGUUGGAAUGUAUUCUUCGUUCACCAAUGUCUUUCUUUGAUACUACACCUGUCGGCAGGAUAAUGAACAGAUUUUCAAGCGAUAUAGAUGUGAUGGACGAUAGACUACCACUAAAUUUCCGAUUGUGGACUAUCCAGAUAUUUAGCACCGUGGCAACAAUUAUAGUAGUUUCCAUAAAUACACCAAUAUUCAUGGUAGUCAUAGUUCCUGUCACUAUUAUCUACCUCAUGUUGCUGAAAUUCUUUCUACCAACCGCUCGACAAGUAAAGCGACUUGAAUCCGUCCUCAGAUCUCCUAUAUAUAACCACUUCAGUGAAACCAUUACUGGCGUGAGCGUUAUAAGGGCAUACAAAUGUAUGGACAGAUUUAUCGAGGAGUCUGAGAAAAGAAUUGAUACAAACAUUAAAUUCUUUUUCGCUGCUCUCUCUGCAUCAAGAUGGAUAGCGAUACGACUUGAAACUUUAGGAAAUAUUCUCAUAUUGGCUGCAGCAGUAUUUGCGUUGAUAUCUACUGGUCUGAAUGGCGCUCAAGUUGGUCUUUCUAUUACUUAUGCACUACAGAUAACUAUUAGUUUGAAUCUCGUGAUACAAGCUGUCAGUGAAAUGGAAAUGAACAUUGUUUCCGCAGAAAGAGUAAAGGAAUAUACAGAACUAUAUCCUGAGGCACCUUGGUCAAUUAAGUCACGGCGUCCAAGUAGCGAAUGGCCAAGGACAGGUUCAAUUGAAUUUCGUUUGUUCAGAACAAGAUAUAGAGAGGGACUGGAGCUGACUUUGAAAGGAAUAAGUUGUCAAAUACGUUCCGGGGAAAAGGUUGGGAUUGUUGGUAGAACAGGUGCUGGGAAAUCGUCUUUGGCAUUGUCAUUAUUCAGACUGAUAGAGUCUGCAGGCGGUGCAAUUAUUAUUGAUGGAAAGAAUGUGGCUGAUAUUGGACUUCAUGAUCUGCGUAGUAAACUAACAAUACUUCCUCAGGAUCCUGUACUGUUUUCCGGCACAUUGAGAGAGAAUCUAGACCCGUUUGGCAAAUACGAUGAACAUUCUGUUUGGAAGGCACUAGAAUGUGCUCAUUUGAAACAAGCCGUAGAUCACAUGCCAGGACAACUUGAAUACGAAUGUGGAGAAGGGGGAAGUAAUCUUAGUGUAGGGCAGAGGCAACUGGUGUGUCUGGCUAGAACAUUACUUCAUAAAACAAAAAUAUUGAUACUGGACGAAGCAACCGCAGCAGUUGAUUUGGAAACAGAUGAACUUAUACAGGAAACGAUAAGGACGGAGUUUAGUGACUGUACCAUACUGACUAUUGCACAUAGACUAAAUACCGUGUUAGAUUAUGACAGGGUACUUGUACUGUCAGAGGGAAAAAUACUUGAAUUAGACGCACCUGGAAAAUUACUGCAAGAUCCCAACAGUGUGUUUUUCAAGAUGGCCAAAGAUGCAGGCCUGGUGUCAUAAUCUGAUAGAAUAAAUCAUUUAUUUAUUAAACACUUUCUAACUGUAUCGGUAACUAUCUAUCGAAUGUCGCACUGAACGAGUAUAUUGUUAAAAGAAAUAAACAACAAUUAGUGUUUUUUUUAAUUUGGUUUUGAAUGUCGUAUUCGUGGUGUGUCCUCUGUAUUGAAGUGAUUCGCAAACUGAAAUAAUGUUUUGUUUUAUGUCUGAAAGGCAACUGUUUCUAAGCAGAAGUUGCUGCAAGUAGACGAACCAAUAAGUAUUUAAUGAUUUCAGUCUAUGAAAUAAACUUUAACUCAACUUUUGUUUUUAAUUUUCUAUUACCAUCUUAUGUAUCUGACUCUUUGAUUUCUCUCUGGACUAUAUCUGCAUAGACUUCGAUUUAGUGGUGAUAUCUAUAUAUUAUUGUUUUAAGUUUGACUUAUUACUACAUUUGUGGUAUAUAGCAAGUUAUUUUGGACUUAAAACAUAUUUAAAUGAAAACAAAUGAAAUUGCAAUUAUACCUGUAAUAAUUUGCAUAGAAUAUGUAGAAAAAUAGUACAUGUUAAUAUAAUUUCUAAAAUCGCAGGAUUCAAAAACAGGUUUCGGCAUUGAUUCAUUGAUAUCACUUAGAGCAAUUGAUUAACCAAGAACCUAUCUGACUUGUCGUGUGGUUCUAUCAAACAAUCAUUGGCCAGAGGUACGCCUUGGAAGGCAUACAUGCUUCAGUUUGAUUUUUCUCUAUAUUUUUGAAGUACAAAAACACAUUACGUUGCAUACCAAAAUCAAGAGGAAAUAUUGAGCAUUUCCAGGAUACUUUUGGUAUGAAAAUCUAUUCAUUAAAUUUCAUCUGAGUUAAUAAAACAUGCAAAACUCUA